GCUCAAAAUGGCUGCAGAGAAACACUUGUGAAGAUCGUCGCUUUUGGUCCAGAUUUUGGAGACAUGAGGCCGAGUGCCGCUUAGACACGCUCCCGCCACAUCACCGGGGAUCCAGAAGUGAACAUGGACGAAGGGCGCACACAGUGACUGGUGCGGCGACUACACCCAAGGACAGGAAGUGGUUCCGCGGCCUGCUUCCUGUCCGGUCCCUCUGAGCUGCCUGGCCUCUGAUUGCCUUCUUCAUGUGAGACAUUCCCAGGCUCCUGUAACCUCUGGUCCCAGGGGGAGCGUGGACGGGACAGGACCGCACCGACCGAGGAGGAGCCCUGGAGCAGCUAAGAGUCAUCCAAACGUUGGUGUCCAGUCGCUCCCAGAAUGAAGAGCCUUCAGUUCCGGAACAUCGCCCCCAAGGCCCCGGCCGCUGUGCCCUCUGCGUCCCCCGCGCUCCUGUCCUGCCAGCCCCCCUCUGCACUCCCUGAGGCCAGCACCGCCUCCAGCCCCAAGUCCAUCAUCGUCCCUGCACAAAACUAUGCACUCAUGCAGAUAGCAGGCCAGGACGGCACCUUCUCCCUGGUGGCCCUGCCCCCUUCUGUGUCCUCCCAGACUCCCCAGCAGCAAACCGCAAAGAACCUCAAGCUCCCCAUCCCUCGGUACCAGGCAUCCCGGAGCAAAGGGACCCCUGACAAGGCAAAGACCCCACCGACCGCCAAGGCCAAAACUAUGCCUAAAGCUGUGGGCACGCAGACCAAACUGCUGCCCAAAGUGCCCAAAGAGGAACCUUCAGAUCAGCUCCUUUCUAUGGACCAGGCCUCCUCUGACCUCUCAGUGACAGCCUUGCUGCCCGAAAACGCUGUCCUGUACCCUGGUUCUCAACUGGAACCCAAAGCAGACCCCUCCCAGUGCACUCCGACCCCUGGCCUGGUCCAGAACCUCCAGUACCCCAGCCCUGGCAUCAAAACAUCUCCCGGGAAACCUCCAGAGGAAAGUAAGACUUCUGUAAAGUUGUGCCAAUCCAAACCUGCAGGGCAGCCGUCGGGCAGCAUCACCGUCCUGUCCCCCGCCAUCUUCAGCAAAGCCGUUCAGAUCAUUCCUUCUCCACCUAAAGGCAAGCUGCCCAUCCUCCCCUACUCCAAGAUCAAGAACAGCCUCAUGCCCACGGCCAAGCUCAGCUCAGUGACAACAGACAAAAACAAGUUUGCAGGUCAGCCCCUUUUGUCUAGUCCCACGGACUCUGCUCCGAAGACUCCUGUGCCUGAAACAAUGCAACCUCCUCAAGUCCAAACUGCUCUGGUCCCCAUUAUAGGAACUGUGCCAAAAGCUCCAGGCAGAAAGAGAGGUCGUAAGAGGAAGACACUGGAGGACAUCCUGGCGUUCGAAGCCCGGAAGAAGAGGUCCCUGACGUUCUUCCGCAGGAGAGUCCCAGACAAGCCCCCCGCCGCUGCCCCAAACAAACAGAAGGAGGUGGACAUCUCCAAGAAGUACCGCAGCAUCCGGCCCAAGCCCCUGCUGCUGAUGGAGACAGUUCCUCAGCUGGUCAGCAUGCCCACCCUGGCAGCAGAGAGCCAGGACAAAGAGGUCCCCCCAGGGCAGCAGACGGCCAGCCCACCAGCCCCCGCCCCGCUCCCCUCCCGCCUGCACCGCUGUCCCACCUGCAGCCGCUCCUUCCAGUUCAAGCACCACCUGCAGAGCCACAUGAACAGCCACACCAACAACCGGCCCUACGCCUGCCCCAUGUGCCGCAAAGCUUACGCCCACUCCGGCAGCCUGAGCACACACAUGAAGCUGCACCACGCCGAGGUGAGGCCCCGCACCGCCCUCUCCUGUGAGUUCUGUCAGAAGGCCUUUGGGUACGUGGGCGUGUACUUCAGCCACCUGCGCGAGGUGCACAGGGUGGUGCUCACCGUGGAGCCCUCCAUCAGCCAGCACGAAGACCAGCCGCACGCAGACGGGACGACAGCUGAAGGCGGGGAGGAGGCUCGCGAGGACCCAGUGGAGCUGCAGAUCAAAUGCGGCCGGUGCCAGGCCAUCACGCCCACCUUCGCCGACAUGAAGAUGCACUUGCGGCACGUGCACGGGGAGGAGCUGCCCGUGUCCCAGGACCAGGCCCCCCGCUCGGGCCGAGAGGCAGAGGACGAGCUGGUCAAACACGCCGCCCACUACUGGAGACAGCUCAACCACAAACGCAACCUGGUCAAGUGCGGCCGCUGUGACGAGGAGUUCUUCUCUUUCUCCAAACUCAAGAGGCACGUCAUGUCCCACCACCAGAGCCGCGAUGGGCAGGAAGGCGGGGGCUUGUCUCCGGACAGCGAGGCGGGCCUGGGGAUACUGUCCGCCCAGUCGGGUCUGAACUGUGUGCUGUGCAGGGAGGUGUUGGACAGCAGGGACAGCCUCCUGGAGCACUGGAGCAGCCGGCACCACUGUGAGCAGCCCGGCCUCCUCUGGGACGCCCUGAGCUCCUACUCAGGGCAGGAGGAGCUGGACGUGGACACACCUCACCCCAGCCCACACUAGCCCCCCACCCACAGACCCCUCUCCUGACCUGGGCACAGAUCCGCUCAUUUCCUCUCAGUUUUACCAGCAGUGUUUCCCAAAGCUUAUGUAUCAGUUUGUGCGGUGGCAGAAUCCUAGUGCCUCCAAAUUGUGCUCUUACAUAUUUAUACCUCCCACUAAGUAUUCAAAAUGCCUACGAUCGGACACAGAAAGCAUUAAAGUGGGACUAAACACCUACACUUUGCCAACAACCAUCAUUCAAAGAGAGCUGCUAAACUGUGAUGUCACAUAGUACUUGAAAUUGUAGUGGCCACUGGAGGCAGCACAUACUCAGUUUUGAACACAAAGCUGCAAAUUUACCUUGCUUGCACAAAAAAUUGCCAAAAAAGAAACAGGAGAUGAUGCUUUUAGAAUAUAAUGUACACAGUUUAGUAGCAAAAAUGUUGCUUCAGUGUUUGGUUCCACUUUAAAGUUGAAAGUAGGUGCUCAGAUGUUCACAAACUGCCUCGUCUUUGGGAGACACUGCUGCCGUCUACAGCACAGGGAUGGACCACGUCUCCAGGGUCCAGCUUCAUUUUCACAAACGACAGGGAAGCAGAAGCACCUCAAGUUCAAAUCGUGUCAAAGAAUUCCUAUUUAAACUGGUCUCAUGUCACUUUGGAUUGCACUGUUUAUUUACUGAUGUUCAAUGUGUUGGCAGAAGCUGUAUUAUUUUUCUAUGCUUAUUUAAAGUCUGUUAAAGGGUUAACUCAUGAACCAGGCUGAAGUCUGUUCAUGCAUCACUGUGGUUUCAGUUACAUUAUCAAAUAUUGUGGUUUACGGGUUUUCACUAAACACAAGUAUGUUACAGAUCUACACUAGACUUGGGCUCGGGCUUAAAGGUUCAGUUCCCUUAAGUCAAGGCAUUCAUCUCACCACUAGUCAGAGUUUAAACAGGCUUUUUCAUGACAUGUUUUUUCCUUUUUUUUUUUAUGACUAUUCACAUUGUAGAUUCUCACUGAAGGCAUCAAAUACAUUUGCUUUAAACAUUCCACUAAUUAACUUUGACAAAGCACAUCUGUGAAGUGAAAACCAUUUCAUCAUGAAGCUCAUUAAGGGAAGUUCAAGGGUCUGCAGCACUGGCCACAAAGGGUGGCUACUUUGAGGACGCUCAGUCUGUGAUCUAAAACAUGUUUAGCAUAAGUCAGAAGUCCAUACAUCUUCUUCAUAUAUUUGAUGUUGUCAGUGUGUAUCUACGAUGUAGAAAGUGGUAAAAAAAAAAAAAAAAAAAACACUGAAUGAGAAGAUGUGUCCAAACUUUUGACAGGUUGUGUAUGUCAGAGCUGAACAUUUGAGUAAAGUCAGAUGGACCCGACCUGAGGGACAUAAAGGGCUUUCUUUCACUUCGAGGAUCAGUGCAAAGCAUUUAAAACAAGCCGACAUUAAACAGACAGAUGAUAUGUAUUAACACCAAGCCAAGCUAUUGUAAUUUAUUUUGAAAAUCUUUUAUCUUUAAACGAUGCAAUUCUAUUGAUUUUAGCAAUAUGUCCCCCUCCCCUCGCCCCCUCCCUCUUCUGAACUUUAUCUAUAGGAUAUUUGAGUUCCAGGCUCAGCGCUAACACCAGUGAGGGAGAUCAGAUCUCUGGAGCAGUGUCUUCAGAUCACAUAUUCCAGAACCAGCUCAAAUGUCUUUUUCAUGCACAUGUAAUGAGGACACUUUAUACUCAAUGCUACACUUUAUUAAGAAUUAGUGUGUCUAUAUACAAAUAUUUACAAAUGCUCUAUUUUUAUGGUCACAGCUCGAUGACUCAACAAUUUGGAAUAAAUGUACAUUUAUCAGUGGCCACAGAGGCGUGGCUGCAGACUACUGUUUAUCUAGGGCACUCCCCAUGACCACAUGGUCUCACUGUCAGAGCCUCAGAGCCUCAGAGCCUGGGACCUGGCCUGGGCCUGGGACAGAUGUUACACUCUGCAGACUAAGCUCCAACUGAAACUUGAACUGUCUGAAGCCUCUACAGGGCAGAAUGAGGACAUCAGCCCCAGACACUGCCUCACCCCACACCCCCACACCCUCACACCCAAACUCAUCUUCUGAGGCCCACACUGUGGGCUGGAGGCGGAGCCUGUGGACAGUAGGCGUUGGAGGCGGAGCUCCUUCUCUUGGACUGGUUGAAUAAUGCCUUUGUGUUGUGUUCUAUGCCAAGUGUCUGUGCACACUAGUGACUGUAGAGGUGACGUGUGCAGACCAGUGUUGUGUCUGCAGAGGAGCUCCUGCUGUUUGCUUCUGUGGAUGUGUGGACUUCACACAUGGUCUGGCUACAUAUAGUUUUAAACAAUAUUGUCCUAUGCACAUACUAAUGAUAUGUUCUAAAGAGAUUUUGAUUUCAAAGUGUGACCCCUUUCACACCAGUGCAUGCUCUGCAGCUCUGCCUUUGCGUUGGUAUUUGGUAACAACACUUCAGGAGCUCUCUGCUCUUCUGUGGGAGUGGGAGGGUUGUGUUUCACUAUUGGUCUAUAUGUAGCCAGGCCUCAUGAAGAGUAGAAUCUAGUCUUUUCUAUUCCCUUACAGUGUGGAAGGGCUUUAGACUCUCCUGCUGCUGCUGGUCCUCGUGGAGGCAGCACUGGGGCCUCUGUAACAUUUGCAACAUUCUAAUGAGAUGCUUGUGUCCUGGUCUCAAGUCCAUAGUACAUGGCCGUCUGUCUGUUGUCUUUGAUAUGAAGAAAAAAAAUCACAGGGUUAAGUGAAUGUACCUGAAUGUUAAAAAAAAAAAAAACUACCAAAAGUAUAAACAAACAUAUGCUAAAUAGAGUAAAUCUAUAGAUAGUUAUAUUGAAAGUGCAUAUAUAUAUUUCCAUAGAGUACGUAGCUGCUGUGCUGUCCAGUGGAGGUUUAAAGAGACUUUAUGAAGAGUACAAGCCAUGUGGAGCUGGCCUACUGUCUGUCGAAGCACAGGACGGUCUCGACACCAACCAGGAGGUGGCAGCAGUACGGCGCAGACUCACUCUCCUCAGAUAGAAGAAGAUAGACUGUUAGCACAAGACGAGGUGGUCCAGGUGAGAUGAUUGAGAUGGUUGAGAUGGUCCAGGUGAGAAGGUCCAGAUGAGAUGAUUGAGAUUGUUGAGAUGGUCCAGGUGAGAUGGUUGAGAUGGUACAAUAGAAUGCCACUAUAUUCUCAUGUGUUGGGCUCACAUUGACUGAAAGUGUUGUGUUGUGACUGCUGUGAACCAGAA
Molecule: messenger RNA, 5700 nt
Organism: Boleophthalmus pectinirostris (great blue-spotted mudskipper)
Lineage: Eukaryota; Metazoa; Chordata; Actinopteri; Gobiiformes; Gobiidae
Gene: znf438
Product: zinc finger protein 438
Exons: 6
Coding region: 376-2511 (711 amino acids)
Biological process (GO): regulation of transcription by RNA polymerase II
Cellular component (GO): nucleus
Molecular function (GO): sequence-specific DNA binding; DNA-binding transcription factor activity, RNA polymerase II-specific
Source: RefSeq, a predicted model, not a curated record